This is a messenger RNA of Mesoplodon densirostris (Blainville's beaked whale), 3018 nucleotides long. RefSeq names its product eukaryotic translation initiation factor 1A domain containing (gene EIF1AD). Gene Ontology annotation, biological process: translational initiation. NCBI's taxonomy places the organism in Eukaryota, Metazoa, Chordata, Mammalia, Artiodactyla, Ziphiidae. The transcript is spliced from 6 exons. The record is from RefSeq and is a predicted model, not a curated record. Gene Ontology annotation, cellular component: nucleus. Gene Ontology annotation, molecular function: translation initiation factor activity; RNA binding. Bases 561 to 1058 code for a protein of 165 amino acids.
CCUUCUGUGGUCUCGCUUCUCGGGAAGCAUUUCCGGUCUCAGGGAGCAGAAGUCUGUGAUAAGAAAACUUUAUUUCUCUGCUGCCCGGCAUCCGGAACUUAAAGGACUUAGCCUUGGCCGACCUGAUGGUGGGAAGAGUUAGAGGGACGGACAAGGAGAGAGGUGUGGCCGGGAGACUUCCGGGAGAGCGCCGGAAGUACGGUGUUCUACUCAGGAUAACCCACGCCGUCCUCCUCGCCGUCGGGCUUGCAAGAGUCUGACGGGAACCGGAGGCGCCGGAGACCUGAGUCCAAGACGACUCCACUGUCGUGACCGCCGGCAAGUCCUUUUUCUGGGCUUUCAUUGGCUCAGCUGCGAAGUGAGUCGUGGACGAGCCGAUCUCAGCGUCCAGCCUGGAGAGCGGGGUCUUUCAGGAAGCGCCUGUGGGAUUCGAGGGCCAGAGAUAAAAGGCCUCUCCCCAUCUUCAGAACAGUCGUGCAUUCUGAGCCUGCCAUCCAAGAAACUCAGGAGGAGGAGUUGAUAGUCUCUGCGUCCCUCACCGCCCUGGGAUAGGACCCAACAUGUCUCAGGCCACCAAGAGGAAGCAUGUGGUGAAGGAGGUGCUGGGGGAGCACAUGGUGCCUUCCGAACAGCAGCAGAUCGUGAGGGUACUCAGGACCCCAGGGAACAAUCUGCAUGAGGUGGAGACAGCCGAGGGGCAGCACUUCCUGGUGAGCAUGCCCUCCAAAUACCGCAAGAACAUCUGGAUCAAGAGAGGAGACUUUCUCAUCGUUGACCCUAUUGAAGAGGGAGAGAAGGUGAAGGCCGAGAUCUCCUUUGUGCUCUGCAAAGACCACGUGCGCUCUCUGCAGAAGGAGGGGCUCUGGCCUGAGGCCUUCUCCGAAGUGGCUGAGAAACACAACAACCAGAACAGACAGGCUCAGCCAGAACUCCCAGCUGAGCCACAGUCGUCUGGAGAAGAGUCCAGCUCCGAAGGUGAUGCUGACCUUUUUGUUAACACCAACCGCAGACAGUGUCAUGAGAGUGAGGAGGAGAGUGAAGAAGAGGAGACAGCCUGAGACCCCGGGACCAGUCCUUGGCUCCUCUGAGCUCGGACAUGGCCAGGAGCCUCUGUGGAUCUUUCCCCCUGGAUGGGGACAAGGCAGGGCCCUUCUCUGAACUGACUUUCUGACAUAGGAGAAUUAAACCCCUGGUGGGUGGUGACUUACGCUGGUGUCGGAGUGGCUCUUUGGAGGAAGGAGGGACAUGUGGUAAAGUUAAAAACUGCUCCUAGGUGGUGGCCUCAUGGGCAGGUGGGCCGAAUGGGCAGGAAAUGGGAAAUGGCCGGAAUCUCUCCUGGUUUCCCCCUCUCUCGUCUGGCACAUGGUAGGUGCCAGGCCCUGUGUGCUUGCUUGCAUGUAGUCAGUAACUGGGAGCAUUCCCACUUCAUUGCCUGCUUGCAGUUAGUACUGAUUCAGGCAUUCAGGAUCACAGUGGGAUUUGGUGCCCAUCUGCCUCUAAGAGACCCUCAGGAUGAAUUUCAUAGUGCCUCGUAAGCUGUUCUCCCUGCCUUUGUAGUCACUUGUGACUGCAGGAGCGCCCACCUGCAUGCUGCUGUGUACAUCCCCUGGUUGGUGGCCUCCUCAUGGCUACUCAGACCAUCACUCCUCAGCCCUCGUGCAAACCACGUCAUCCCACUUCUCCUUGGAAGCUUUUUACCUCUGACUGUACGUUCUCUUCAUUGCUGGCAUUCACCUUUUAGUCACUGCUCAGACGUUGAAGUUUACCUCCUGGCUUAGAGUCUUCUACCCUUGCUUCCAUCAUUGUUUUUCUACAUCCCAUGGAUGGGCCCGUUCAAUGCUGUGGCCACCUAGGUCCUUGAUGUCCCCAUCACUAAUGCUCUUGUCUUCUGUGUCAGGCCUGUUGCCUAUAUCUGUAGUCACUCUCUGGACCCCUGACGUCACUAGAAAUUGCAACGCCAUUUGAACUAAAAAACCUGUACAAUCACCGCCUCCAGGCCUCCUUGCUCAACUACCACCCCUCCCGCCCCCCACAGAAAUUCUUUAUCUUCAUCAUCCAGCCCUGCCACAUUCUCACCGUCAUUCUCCUAUCUUCACUUCCUUCCCUGUGCAGCAUCAAUUCCGUGGUCUACACCCUGUACUCCCUUUCUCCCUCCAUCGUGUUCAUCUAGUAAAACCUAACCCUGGGUCAACCCAGUCAUUCACCUCUGUGCCUGUACGCAAGUAACUGUUAGAGAAAACAGCCAACCUGGUUCAUUAGUUUUACCUUAAAUUCGUAAUUACAAACCUCAGAUGGCCACGCAACACUGCCUGGCAGAUCUACCCUGGGAUGUCGUAUUAGAAAACUUUUUUUUUUUAACCAAAUGCCUCUUAUCCUGCUAGUUACAGGCUGCAGCUCAUUCUUCAUUAAGAAGUAGUAACCAUUGGAGGGAACUCUUACCUCUCUGUUACCAGCCCUACAACUGUGCUCAUGGGUCUUCCUGUCAUUUUACUGCCCAUUGUAAUCCAGUGGGACUUAAGCCUUUCCUCUCGUGCUUUGGGGCGUGUCUGUCUUUGCUUAAGGAGUUUUUGUGAGUUUUGGUUUCUGUCAUCCUCUGUACUGGGUAUGUUAGCAUCACAGGUGCUGUACAAUCUCCCAUCUGAAAAACAACCAGAAAAACAACCUGUCACUGAUUCCACAUCCUGUCCGGCUACCACUUCAUUUACCUGCUCCUCAUUCACUCUUACGCUUGCUUAGUGUAGUCUUAAAUACAUACAUACACGUGUGUGUAUGCUUAUGUGUGUAUAUACGCACAUAUAGAAACGUAAGUAUAUACAUUCAUGUGCAAAAACUUAACCAUGUAAGUUGAAGAUGUGAGCGUAUUUUUAACUCAUCUGAAGUUUAUUUUUGUAUGGAAGAUGGCUAACUUUUUUUCCCUAAAGGGCUAGCCACUUGUCCCUAUACCAUUGAUUGAGUGGUUCAUUCUUCGCUCACUGGUUCAAAAUACCUUUUUCAAAAUAAAUGAAAUUCCUGCAUAUA